AUGAGAGCUUUAAACGAGGGGGCAUUCCUGUACAUCGGAAACCCCGUGAGGAGUGUCGUGCAUGGUUGCCUGCCCAGUGGGUUGAAUAUCACCAGCGUCUCCUCGGAGGAAUCAGCCUCAUCCUCCCGUGGUGUUAAGGAAGACGCCCUUCUCUCUGUGGCGCAGACCCCAAAGCUCUCCCCUGUGGAGGCUCUUUUUGACGCUGACCAGGUCUGUCCUCCUGUCUGCCCCACCUUGGGGAUGCGGCCCUGCAGCUUCACCUUGUCCCUGGAUGAGGUCCUCGGACUCCUCCCGACACGCCUUCUUCGAGAGCCAGCAGUGACUCUCAGAGAAGUAGUAAAGACUCCUCUCAGAGACGUGCAGAUGCACGCUCUCCUUCGAGACCUGCCAGACCCUCACGCUACCCAACAGGCUGCUUCACCUCUGUCUCAGCAACAGUAUAAGCGCUCACCGAGAUGUGCCACUGCCCGUGCGUGCCAACUCAUGUCACCAGAGAGUUUUUCUAAACAUUCCUGCAGGCGCUCUCGUUCUCCAGUAUCACGCCCCAGACGCGCUCCUUCUUCUUCUACACAUGCUACAAAAUGUGCAUUUUCACCUACGUCUGAGUCAGAGUACCCAUCCUCGGAACUUCCAUCGUCUGCUCCUCCUCCAGAGGUCCCAUCUCCACAUCGGGAUCCUUGUAAAGCUGCAACCCAGCCUUCCCAAAGGCAGCCAUAUAGGCUUUCACAGUUGAUCAGAGGUCGUCGUUCCCCGACUCUUCCUCAAGAACAAGGCCGCAAGCGGGUCCCUUCUUCUUAUGGCCUUCCAGCCCCCCUUCCUAUUCCUCUUGGGAAGUUGGGAGAGCAGUUAAGGGGAUUUACUAUCCCUAAGCUGCCACAAGUGCUUAAUGUCAGCCGAGAUCCUCCUGACAGGGCUCCCACAGUGCUUGCAGAGAGGGCUCCAUCUCCCCUUUCUCCUCCAACUUUGCCAGAAGCAGACAGGCAUCCUCCAAUUCCACCUUCCCCCUUCUCGCAAGGGGCUGUCCAACGGGGGCAUAAGGACCUUUGGGAAGCAGCAAAGAAUCACCCUCGCGAUUCAGAGCCUCCAAGGACUCCUGUGUUGUGGGGGCCUCGGCUCCCAAACCUUCUGUGGCCCCUCAUGAAUAACUAG
Molecule: messenger RNA, 1149 nt
Organism: Macrobrachium nipponense
Lineage: Eukaryota; Metazoa; Arthropoda; Malacostraca; Decapoda; Palaemonidae
Product: serine/arginine repetitive matrix protein 1-like
Exons: 6
Coding region: 1-1149 (382 amino acids)
Source: RefSeq, a predicted model, not a curated record